Molecule: messenger RNA, 1201 nt
Organism: Cynoglossus semilaevis (tongue sole)
Lineage: Eukaryota; Metazoa; Chordata; Actinopteri; Pleuronectiformes; Cynoglossidae
Gene: tnnt2a
Product: troponin T type 2a (cardiac)
Exons: 15
Coding region: 112-975 (287 amino acids)
Biological process (GO): sarcomere organization; cardiac muscle contraction; regulation of muscle contraction
Cellular component (GO): troponin complex
Molecular function (GO): troponin C binding; troponin I binding; tropomyosin binding
Source: RefSeq, a predicted model, not a curated record
CACACACACACACACUCCUUCUUUCUCUCAGCAUCAGUCUCUCGUUUCUCCUCCUCUGCCAAACAUCACUUCUUCAGCUCCAGAUUCUGUAAAACCCCGAAACCUUGUCUAAUGUCUGAUCAGGAGGAAGUAAUGGAGGAGUACGACGAAGAGGUUGAAGAGGAAGAAGAAGCUCCAGAAGAGGAAGAGCAGCCUGCUGAAGACCAGGACCAUCAAGAGGAGGAGGAGGAGGAGCAGAAGGAGGAGCAAGAAGCAAACGGUGGAGAACCCGGUGAAGAAGAAGAAGAAGAAGAAGAUGGAGACGAAGAAGAAGCCAAACCAAAAUUCAAGCCGUUCAUCAUGCCUAACCUCAUUCCUCCUAAAAUCCCAGACGGAGAGAAGGUUGAUUUUGAUGACAUCCAUCGUAAGAGGAUGGAGAAGGACCUGAUGGAGCUGCAGACGCUGAUCGAGGUUCACUUUGACAGCAGGAAGAAGGAGGAGGAGGAGCUGAUUCACCUCAAAGAAAGAAUUGAGAAGCGUCGUUCCGAGCGAGCAGAGCAGCAGCGAAUCCGCAGCGAGAGAGAGAAGGAGCGACAAAAGAGACUGGAAGAUGAGCGAGCUCGUAAAGAGGAGGAGGAGGCAAAGAGACGCGCUGAGGACGAUGCUAAGAAAAAGAAAACCCUGACCAGUCUGCACUUCGGAGGAUACAUGCAGAAGCUGACAGAGAAACGCAGCGGGAAGAGACAGACGGAGAGGGAGAAGAAGAAGAAGAUCCUGGGUGAUCGUCGUAAAUCUCUGGACAUUGAGAACGUUGGCUCGGACAAACUCAGGGAAAAGGCUCAGGAGAUGUGGCAGUGGAUGCACCAGCUGGAGGCUGAGAAGUUCGACCUGCAGUAUCAGUUCACCAGGCAGAAAUAUGAGAUCAACGUGCUAAGAAACCGAGUCAGUGACCAUCUGAAAACAACCAAAAGAACAAAGCGAGGCCUGAGGAAGUAAAGCACCACUCCUCAAACUUCCAACAGCACUGGAUCGGCCCCAAAACCCCACCCAGACCCUUUUACAGCCCAGGCUCUGCUUCAAGCCACACCCAGAGGCUUCGACAGCCCCGGACCUCCAGACCCUCCCUCUGCACCAAACACGCCCUGUCCCACCCUUUUCUCACAGCCUUUGAUUUACACUAGCGUAUGUGUGUAAAAGUGUCAAUAAAGUCUGAUUAAAAAUG